CGGGUGGAGCCUGGCGGCCCCGCCCGAGCCGCCCGCCCGCUCCCGCCGCGUGCAAAGUAGUGGCAGCCGGUGCGGCUCGGCGGCCGCCGCUCCCGGCGCCCCAGCGCGGCACGCGUGCCCAGGCCCCCCGCGCCAGGUUGUCUUCUGAAUUUUGUGUCUGAAGGUACCCUCUUGCUUUCUCAGCAAAUCAUGGACAUCGUUGGCUUUCUGAAGUCGCAAUUCAUUUGCCACCUUCUGAUCUGCUACAUAUUUAUAGUGUCAGGACUGAUCAUUAACUUCAUUCAACUCUUUACACUUAUACUUUGGCCAAUCAACAAGCAACUGUUCAGGAGGAUCAACUGCAGGCUGGCUUACUGCAUAUCAAGCCAGAUGGUGAUGUUGCUGGAAUGGUGGUCAGGCACCGACUGCACCCUUUACACUGACCCAGAGAGUUACCACAAGUACGGGAAGGAGAAUGCCAUCGUAAUCCUUAAUCACAACUUUGAAAUUGACUUUCUCUGUGGUUGGAACUUUUGUGAGAGAUUUGGGGUCUUGGGGAGCUCCAAAGUGCUUGCAAAGAAGGAGCUCUCCUACAUGCCUGUCAUUGGCUGGAUGUGGUAUUUCCUAGAGAUCGUCUUCUGCAAGCGCAAGUGGGAGGAGGAUCGGAAAACAGUCGUACAGAAGUUGCUCAAUCUCCGGGACUACCCUGAACACUUUUGGUUCCUGAUUCAUUGUGAAGGCACAAGGUUCACAGAGCAGAAGCACCAGAUCAGCAUGCAGGUAGCCGAAGCCAAAGGUCUGCCCAAGCUCAAGUACCACCUCCUGCCACGAACAAAAGGAUUCGCUGUCACCGUGCAGUGUUUGAGAAAUGUAGUUUCUGCAGUCUAUGAUUCUACCCUUAAUUUUAGAAAUAAUGAAAAUCCAACAUUGCUGGGAGUUCUAAAUGGAAAGAAAUAUCACGCAGAUUUAUAUGUAAGGCGGAUUCCACUAGAGGAUGUCCCAGAAGAUGAGCAGGAAUGUUCUACCUGGCUCCACAAACUGUAUCAAGAAAAGGAUGCAUUCCAGGAAGAGUAUUACCGCACAGGAACCUACCCAGCAGUCCCUACAAUACCACCCCGUCGACCAUGGACACUUUUGAACUGGCUUUUCUGGGCCUUAUUGCUGCUAUAUCCUUUCUUCAAGCUGCUCAUCAACAUGAUCAACAGUGGAUCAUCACUGACACUGGCUAGUUUUGCAUUUGUCAUUAUAAUAGCUUCUGUUGGUGUCAGAUGGAUGAUCGGGGUUACAGAAAUUAACAAGGGCUCCACCUAUGGCAACAAUGACAACAAACAGAAACACAAGUAGCACCUUCAGAGACUGCUUCAAUCCAAAGGGAACAAAUGCAACUGUUGAAAACUCUAAAGUGCAUAUCACAAUCCUUCAAGUAAGAUCAGAGGAUGAGCAAUUGCUGUGCGUAUCUGAAUUUGUGCUCCUGUUGUUUUUCUCUGGGGUUUGGGCUGGAUGACAUGCUGGAAAGCUGCACUCCUUCGUAUACUCUCAACAACAGGUUUGCACAUGUGUGGUUGGUUUGUUUUCCUAUGAAAUGUCCUAAGUUUUGAAGAAAAAAAAUAUUCCAGCGUGCUUGUAUGAAGAGACUCUACCUGGAAACUAACCAGAGGUGCAGGCUUUAAUGUCAGAAGAUUGUUACAAGAUGAUUAAACUUGAUAGUUGUGUAGAUCACACAGUUUAACAACCAUAAUCUGUCAGUGUUUAAGUACAGUACAGCGGGAUGCUGUGCUUGGUUAUAGCAGUAUUGGACUGAAGCAGCUCUGCUGGACUGGCAGAACUACUCUAGAGUUUUGGUACAUCUAGAACUGAUUCCCACAGUGUGCACUACAUCAGCCCUUCAAAACUUCAGCCAGACUCUGGACAUCAUCCAGACAUCAGAGCCCAGCAGUAGCAUAACCUGGAUCAGAAUUUGGCCCUGUGGCCUGAGCAGAGCUAAGUUACCCACUGCCCCCUCUUUCCCCAGGCUAUACAUUUGAGGGAUAGAUGAAACCUGUAAUUCUGCAAAGUAAAUGUCAUUUUAGUUUGGAAAAAUUGAGGUAGUAAAAUUCCUUUUGGUUUUAAAUGCUACUUAAAAUUCUGGGUCAUACUAACAAGUGUGGAAAGAAAAUAACUGGGCAUGGUGUAGUGAAAUAAUGCAAAGUGUGCAUUAAAAUGUAUGCCCCACAUACAUUCACUGUUGUGAACCUAAUUAAUCUGCUCGUCUGUCUUUUCUGAUAAAUUAGUUUACUCGGUGCCUCAUAACAGCCUGAAGUAAAAGUAAAUUAUUUUCUUCUGGGGAGAGGAGGGGGAUUGAGGAGAGAGGCCUAGGACAGUGGGUAUGACUGGGUUUUUUUUAAUGUUUGUCUUGAUUGGACGCCCUUCUGAAUUAAACAAAACUGGAAUCAAGCUCUGAGGAAAGUGGGGUUGCUCUGAUACUCCCGGUACUGAUUUCAGGGCAGCCGCCUCCUGUUUUUAAACUUCCAGAGUUAGGGAUCUGCAGGUUACUAGAAAUAACUUGUUUAAUGCAGGAAACAAAAUCAAAAGAGGGGACAUUAACAGCAAAUAUGAUUGGAAAAAAAUCCCAAUGUUUUCAAGUCUACAGAUUCCAACACUGAGCAGUGGAGGUUGUGGUUGACACUUUCAAAGACAGUCCAUUUUCACUCGGCAUAGGACUAAACCAUUAUAGUCUCUAGUGAAGAAAGUGAGUAAUCUUAUUCUAGCAGCUGGUAUGAAAACAUUGCUCUUUUCACAUAAUAAAAUUGAGGCCAGAAGAAACAGGCUAAUACAACAAUAUGAAUCAUUCCAUGAAAUAUGUAUUUGCUAUUCAGUACAUCAGACAAUCUGGAAACUCACCUUUUCAAUAUACAGCACCUAAAAAGCAGGUGAAGUAGUGCUUUUAGUAUGGAGCAAUAAGUGAAGUUUAGGGAUAGUGGAGGCAGUAAAAUUUACAACACGAAGGAAGAAAUAGCUGUGUGAGGUGUGAGAGACUGCCUUGGAGGGCUUUUUGCCUCACACAUCUUGUGUACACUUGCAUUCCAUGUUCUGAAGCUUUCAGAAAUAGGUCGUUCAAUGUCAUGAACAGAAACAUGGGCUCAGAUGUAGUUUUUAGAGCCCAAGAGUAGAAAAUUCUGUAAUAUAUACAAUGCUAUUUAAUAAAGCACAUGCCCUGCACUCUAUUUGCUAUAACAGUCUUUAACAGUGAAAAACUGAGUAUUGCAUCCUGUAGUAAUGAUCAGGCACAUGAACAAGCCAGACUUGAAGACACUGUACACAAGAGUUGGAAAACGGGUGGGAGGGGAGAAAGGAAAGGCCUCUCCAGGGUAGCAUUUUACUGUAAACAUUACCUGGCAGGCCCAGUGGCCUUUUCCUGGGGCAGUGGGUGAGUAGUGAGCAGCAAAUACAUACUCCUGGAGUGACACAGGCUGUUCUGCCUUCCUAAGAGCCACAGAUUUAACCUGCAGUAAGGAAGACAUUUGGCAUUCCUUGUGAAUCUUAGUCCUUCCCUCUCCAACUGCAUGCAGUGCACUUCUCCCAGCGGAAAGCAGCACCAAACGAGUAAAUACUUCUGAAAGAGUGCAGAGAUGAUUUCAUACCCAUUUCCCUGGGACCAACCCUUACAACAGGCUGAGGGCCAAACAUGCCACUCCUGGAUCCAUCCUCCUAAGCACCUGUGCAAUUCCUGGCACACUGCUGAGGCCCUUCCAGCACUCACUGACAGAGAAAGCUUAAUGGUCCUUGCCAAAGUUAAAAUUGUCCAGUUCACUGUAUUAAAAGAAUGACAUAGGGUAUUAGGAAGCAGUGUUUGUCCCUCAUCCCCACAAGCAACUGUUAUGUUCUACAACUGCCUUAACAAAAUUAGUCUUAAUGUUUGUUUAUACAAAAAUAAAUGUAUAAAAAGCUAAUACGCAGUGAAUGAGUUUUCUUUUGGCUGGCAAGAACAAACUGGUAACAGUUUCUCACCUCUGUCCUGACUCCCAAAAGCUGUCCACAGUUCCUGUUUGUGUUCAAGGGCACCUGAAACGAGGCAGGUGAGGACACGACUCCCUCAGAUGCUUCUGUUGUAGUGCAAAGUGGAGCACACAAGCUGGGGGGAACACUUCCACCUCAGGUGCUUUCAUAGUCCUUUGCUGGGGAUGACAACAUACUUCCCCCCUCCUAUCACACAACUGAAAGUAGAGAAGUUAAAAGAAGGGAAAGUCUUUGUUUAAAUUCAGCCAUUAUACUUUUUGAGAGCCUAAAUACGUGCAUAGGUGACAUGCACAGCAAGGCUCAUACUUUCCUAGACAGAAAUGUCAGAUUUUGUGGUACCUCCUUGACCCCUCACCCUGCACCUGUGACUAACUUGUGGAUUACAGUGAGAGACAAGACACUAGAAUAUAAAACCAAAUAUUAAAAGCAAGGUUUAAGUUACCUAUUUUAAGUCUAAGGCCGUAACAGGAAUAUGUAAACUUGCACUAAAGUUUACAAGUAACAGUUUUAAGUCACCUGUUUGUAAUAGCAAGUAAAAAAAAAAAAAACUAGAUCACGCAUUGCAGGCUAUUUCUUCCAAUUGCUGACCACUUCUAAUCUCUCUUCCUUUUCUGAGGCUGAUGACAACUGGGGUGUGGUGGGGAAACGAAAGCCGAGGAUGAGAAGUCAGUUUCCAAAAGGUAACAGUAGGUUCUUGGUUUUGCGAAAUGGAACACAAAAUCAGCUUGAACAGCUCUCUUCUAAAAGACAAAAAUGCCAUGCAGAGCACUCCCUGUUCACAGUGCACGUAUUCAAGAAGGAAGUUAUCCCUUAGAUAAAAGGCAAGUGUCAGGAAUUGCCCACCACCCUCUUUUCUCAGAAGGCAGUGAAAGGGGGAAACCUUCCUUCUCUUAUCUCUUGUGUAAGAAGUAUCUCACACGACUCAUUUUGAAACUUGACAAAACAU
Messenger RNA from Prinia subflava (tawny-flanked prinia), 4921 nucleotides. RefSeq names its product 1-acylglycerol-3-phosphate O-acyltransferase 4 (gene AGPAT4). The record is from RefSeq and is a predicted model, not a curated record. The coding region runs from base 190 to 1323 and encodes 377 amino acids. Gene Ontology annotation, cellular component: mitochondrial outer membrane; endomembrane system. Gene Ontology annotation, molecular function: 1-acylglycerol-3-phosphate O-acyltransferase activity. NCBI's taxonomy places the organism in Eukaryota, Metazoa, Chordata, Aves, Passeriformes, Cisticolidae. The transcript is spliced from 9 exons.